GUGAAUGUUCGUGUUACUUCGUUAGACUCAGAAUUGGAGUUUGCAAUUCAGCCCAAUACAUCAGGCAAGCAGCUAUUUGAUCAGGUUUGCAAAACGCUUGGUAUCAGAGAGGUUUGGUAUUUCGGAUUGAGAUUUUUAGACUCAAAGGGUCAACUUUCUUGGCUAAGAUUAGAAAAAAAGGUAUCGGCACAAGACAUCAAAAAAGAAGUUCCACUUCAGUUUAAAUUCAGAGUAGAAUUUUUUCCUGAAGACGUAUCAGAGGAAUUAAUUGAAGAUGUAACACAGAAACUAUUCUUCUUGCAAGUUAAGGAAGGGAUUAUAAAUGACGACGUAUAUUGCCCCCCAGAAACUGCUGUUCUUCUAGCUUCUUACGCUGUUCAGGCAAAAUUUGGCGAUUACGAUAAGGAUACUCACAAAGAUGGUUAUCUUAGCAACGAAAAGCUCCUACCUAAAAGAGUACUAGAUCAGCACAAAUUGGAUAGUAGGCAAUGGGAAGAAAGAAUUUCCAAUUGGCAUUCGGAACACAAGAAUAUGCUUAAAGAAGAAGCAAUGAUGGAAUAUUUAAAAAUCGCUCAAGACCUGGAAAUGUACGGCGUUAAUUACUAUGAUAUUAAAAAUAAAAAGGGCAGUGACUUAUGGCUAGGUGUUGAUGCCCUUGGCAUUAAUGUAUAUGAACACGAAGAUAGGUUAACCCCUAAGAUCGGAUUUCCGUGGAGUGAAAUUAGAAAUAUAUCGUUUAGUGAGAAAAAGUUUGUCAUUAAGCCAAUCGAUAGAAAAUCUCCAGACUUUAACUUCUACGUUCCGCGCGUAAAAUUGAACAAACAUAUCUUGGCUUUGUGCAUGGGGAACCAUGAAUUGUUUAUCAGACGUAGAAAACCUGAUACUGUGGAAAUUCAACAGAUGAAAACUACUGCUAAGGAUCUUAGAAAUGCGAAAAGAUCGGAAAAAGCACAGUUUCUGCGAGAACAACAGGCACGUUUAGAUGCGGAAAAGCAGCGCCUUGAGCUUGAAGAGAAAAUGAAAAAAUUUGAAGAGGAUCAAAAGAUCGUUCAAAAUAGUUUAAAGAAAACUGAAGAAGGUUCUAAGGAAUUGGCUGAAAAAGCCCGUAAGGCUGAAGAGGAAACAAGGAGAUUGGAAGAAAUUAAGAAACAGAUUGAAGAAGAGAAGAAAAAAUUAGAAAAAAUAGCUGCGGAAGACAGAGAACGCUUGUUAGAAAAAAAUGAAGAAAUUAAGCGUCUGUCAGAAGCUGCUGCACGUGCAGAAGAAGCCGUAGCAAUGGCUGAAGAAGCGGCUGCAAAAGCUGCCGAAGAAGCACGCGCACGUGCUGCCGAAGAAGCGUAUCAAAAUAAUAACUUAGCUGAGCCGCAGUAUGAAGAAGGAACUGAUGCAGGCUCAUCGCAAUUAAUAGAUGAUGAGACUGACGAAGUACCCAUGACACAAGAAAUCGAUCGCGUUGCUUUAGCUGAAAGGAAUAAAAGAUUGAUGGAGCAGUUGAAGCUCCUCGGUAACGAGCUCAUCGGUAUCCGGGAUAAUUCCAAAGAUACCACAAUGGAUCACCUACAUGCUGAAAAUGUCAAGCAGGGCCGCGAUAAAUACAAGACUCUAAAACAAAUAAGACAAGGAAACACUAAAAAAAGAGUCAACGAUUUUGAACAGUUAUAG
Trichoplax adhaerens is the source of this 1662-nucleotide messenger RNA. RefSeq lists its product as uncharacterized. Gene Ontology annotation, biological process: positive regulation of protein localization to early endosome; positive regulation of early endosome to late endosome transport; regulation of cell shape. Gene Ontology annotation, cellular component: plasma membrane; filopodium; cytoskeleton. The transcript has 13 exons. NCBI's taxonomy places the organism in Eukaryota, Metazoa, Placozoa, Uniplacotomia, Trichoplacea, Trichoplacidae. Gene Ontology annotation, molecular function: actin binding; cell adhesion molecule binding. The annotation marks the transcript as partial. The record is from RefSeq and is a predicted model, not a curated record.